AUGGCGAAGAGUUCUCGUUCAAGCACUCGCAAAGAGAAUAACAGGCGCCUGGCAGCCACUGUCUUCGGGCCUGCCGAGACAGCUCGCGCGGAGCGCCUGUCGGCCAAGUUGCUAGAACUGGCCAAGCAGCCCAAGCCCGAGACGUCCGAUGCCAACAUGGAGGAGGCCGCCGACGUUGUCGAGGAUGAGGCGGCGGAUGCAGGUGACGCCACAGGUAUGGUGCCAGUCAUACAAGCGCAUUGCACGAAAUCAAGCAAGCAAGCAAGCCAGCUAACAGACUCCUGCCUAGCCAUGGAUGUAGACACGAAGCGCACAGCAUCGAAGCGUGUUGGCCGGAAGCGAAUCGACAAGCGCAAGACGAAGAAGGCCUCAAUCGUGUUCCCCAAGUACAGCGACAGAAUCAAGGCCAAGAAGAACAAGAAGAAGGCGUAA
Cordyceps fumosorosea ARSEF 2679 is the source of this 432-nucleotide messenger RNA. RefSeq names its product putative protein family UPF0642. Gene Ontology annotation, cellular component: preribosome, large subunit precursor. The record is from RefSeq and is a predicted model, not a curated record. Bases 1 to 432 code for a protein of 143 amino acids. NCBI's taxonomy places the organism in Eukaryota, Fungi, Ascomycota, Sordariomycetes, Hypocreales, Cordycipitaceae. The transcript has 2 exons.